AUGAAGCCUCCGUUCAGCGACAAUGUGAUCGAGUCUAUUACAACGUGUAAAAUUCCACCGUUUCGGAAACAACAGCCAGCUCUGUGGUUCGCUCAAAUAGAAUCACUAUUCCAGAUACAUCGUGUCCGCUCUGAUGAUGGCAGAUAUCACCUUGUCAUCGGUGCACUCGACUCUAAAGCAAUUCAGGAAAUAGCGGACAACCUGGCAUCACCACCUGUCAUUGACAAAUAUGUCACUUUGAAAACGCAGUUACUUGCACGUUUCGCAGAUUCAGCAGACAAGCAGCUCCACCGUCUACUCACAGACUUGGAGCUUGGCAACCGCAAGCCCUCGCAACUCCUCCGUCACAUGAGGAUGCUUGCAGGCGACCGAGUGUCACAGGACAUCCUGCGAGUGCACUGGCUAGCACUUCUACCACCCGGGAUACAGCGAGUCCUCAAGAUCCUUUGGACAACCUGUUUAGAGGAUCUCUCAACAGUUGCAGACGAGCUCAUGGAAGGCUCAUUUACAUCUCAAGUUCUUGCAGUUGCUGCACCACAUUCACUGUCACCAGGUCGACUGGGAACUACAGCCUCUGCCGACACCCAAACCAUUCAGCGGGACUGCCCACCCAGCGUCAACGUACAUGUUCCAGGUCGCGCUCUCGUAACAGCCACACUCAGCAACCAACCAGCCAGUGGUGCUAUUACCACCGCCGCUUCGGUGCUGCUGCGAGACGAUGCCAGCAGCCGCGCAGCUUUACACUCCAAGCCACCAAUGCAAAUAGCGCGGGAAACUGACGUCGCUGCCGUCGACACAGGCAAUCGGCGACAGACCACGAACAUUAGGUUCUUGGUCGACUGUGGAUCCGUUGUUUCGCUGAUUCCUCGGAAGUGCGUGCACAGGAAGCUCACUCCUACCGCUAUUCGCUACAACUAUUCGCUGCCAAUUCAUCAGCCAUCUGCACAUUUGGGUCAGGUAUGUAAGACAACCAUUUUUAGUGUCUCCGCAACCAGCCAGCACAAUCUUCCGGACUCACCACACCGAGAGGCAUAUACCACACUACUGGACUCGCACGCUGCAGUUUUCGCACCAAGGCCAACUCCUUCAGCGAUCCGCUUUGACGGGAUCGCACAUCACAUAGAAACCACAGGACUUCCAGUGUUCAAGCGUCCACGACGACUUCUAGGUGACAAAUUGGCAGCCGCCAAGGCAGACUUCGACCUUCUCUUGCAUCUCGGGGUCGUGCAACCUUCACGCAGUCAAUGGGCGAGUCCGAUACACAUGGUGCAGAAAAACCAGGGUGGCUGGCGCACAACAGGUGAUUAUCGGCGUCUGAAUUCUCAAACUGUUCCAGACAGAUAUCCGAUUCCACGAAUAGAGGACAUCCUGCAACAGUUGCACGGGAAAAAGGUCUUUUCCACGCUAGACCUAAUCCGAGCUUAUCACCAAAUUCCUGUUGCACCGGAGAACGUCCCCAAAACCGCUGUCACGACACCCUUCGGCCUGUUCGAAUACUUAGGCAUGCCGCCUGGACUCCGAAAUGCCACGUAA
Molecule: messenger RNA, 1533 nt
Organism: Harpegnathos saltator (Jerdon's jumping ant)
Lineage: Eukaryota; Metazoa; Arthropoda; Insecta; Hymenoptera; Formicidae
Exons: 4
Coding region: 1-1533 (510 amino acids)
Source: RefSeq, a predicted model, not a curated record